Messenger RNA from Thyridium curvatum, 981 nucleotides. RefSeq lists its product as uncharacterized. The record is from RefSeq and is a predicted model, not a curated record. Gene Ontology annotation, molecular function: DNA-binding transcription activator activity, RNA polymerase II-specific; transcription cis-regulatory region binding. Gene Ontology annotation, cellular component: RNA polymerase II transcription regulator complex. The transcript is spliced from 3 exons. Bases 1 to 981 code for a protein of 326 amino acids. NCBI's taxonomy places the organism in Eukaryota, Fungi, Ascomycota, Sordariomycetes, Thyridiales, Thyridiaceae.
AUGGAUUACUCCCACCCCGCCUAUUUCAACGCUCAGCCGUAUCAGUUUAUGGGAAUCCCGCCUCUGACGCCGUCCCAUUCCAAUUCUGCGCCCUCGGAGGAGUUCAACACGACUUCUCCUCCUGAGAUCUUUGGCGACCUGCCCAAUGAUCAGUUCCAGGGCUUCGACCAGUAUGCUCCGUUCAACGCCCAGCAUCAGGCAUUCCCCAACCCGCCGACGCCGCCGAACCAGCACCAUGCCGGCCAUGCUGCCCAGCACCAGGUCCAGCCCGCCCUGAACGGUGCUGCAUCCGUCGGACAGAAUGUGGCCCUCAAGGCCCAGCCGCCCUCCAUGGACGGCCUCCCCUCGGCCCAAGCCGACCCUUCCUCCCUCGACAAUGGUCAGAGGGCCGGCUCCAAUUCGGACGAUGACGAUCUCACCCCGGCCCAGUCGCGGAGGAAGGCCCAGAACCGUGCAGCUCAGCGAGCAUUCCGAGAGCGCAAGGAGCGACAUGUCAAGGACCUCGAGGCCAAGCUCGCUACCCUCGAGGCUAGCCAGCAGGAGACGGUGUCAGAAAAUGAGCGAUUGAAGCGCGAUCUGCAAAAGGUCAACACCGAGAAUGAGAUCCUGCGAGCCACCUCUUCCAUGGCUGCCGCCGUUUCUCCCGGAGCCGGCCAUGGGAUACAUGCCACGACUACCGGCCCGUUGACUUACUGCCCGACCGAUUUCUACGACGACCUGCUACAGAACCACGACAACAAGACGCCGAGCCACCGAGUCGCCUAUUCGGAAAACGGACAACGGCUGCUGGGCGCCGGUGCCGCGUGGGAUAUCAUCAUCAGCCACGACCUGUUCAAGCGGGGUCUGGUCGACAUCACGGACGUCAGCAACCGCCUCAAGAGCCAAGCCAAGUGCGAUGGCCAAGGUCCCGUCUUCGAAGAGCGCGCUGUCAUUGCUGCCGUCGAGCAGAGCGUGGCCAGCGGGAGUGACGAGCUAUUAUAA